CUUAGUAAUAUAUUAUUAACUCGAAAUCUCCUAUAUAUCUUAGUUUUUCAUAUACAUAUAUAUAUAUAUAUACGUGAUGGAGAGUAAUAGCUCAGCCUCAGACUACUAUUACAGGCCGGAAAGUUGGUCUGCGUCACAUUCCGACAAGGAGGCGAUACUGGCUUCGAACCGGCCGAAGAGGCGAGACGGGAGAAAGGUGUUUAAGGAGACGAGGCACCCGGUCUAUCGAGGUGUGAGGAUGAGGAACAACGACAGGUGGGUCUGCGAGCUUCGCGAACCCAAUAAGAAAACCAGGAUAUGGCUCGGCACGUACCCCACGCCGGAGAUGGCUGCGCGUGCACACGACGUGGCCACGAUUGCUCUGCGCGGCAAGUCCGGCUGCCUUAACUUCGCCGACUCUGCUUGGAGGUUGCCCAGGCCCGAUUCGCUCGACGCCAGGGACAUUCGCGCGGCUGCGACCAAGGGUGCCGAGGCCUUUCGGCCCGUCGAAUGCGGCGCCGUUUCGAGGUGUCAUCGAGAGGAGAAGAAUGCCAUGGAAGAAGAAGAAGAAGAAAAGAGAGUGUUUUUCAUUGAUGACGAGGAUGCCACGCUGGACAUGCCAGCCUUCUGUGCUGACUUGGCAGAAGGUCUGCUACUUCCUCCACCAAUCAAAUAUUUCAGCGACGAUGAUAUGGAAGAAGGAAAUUAUGACGUGUCAUUGUGGAGUUAUUCCUUUUGAUAGCUUUGUUCUCGCUUUCUUUUCUUGUUUUUUUUUUAGUUUUUUUUAAAUGAGAUAGGAAAUGGAUUUUAAAUUAGUUUAAUAUAUGUAUAAUAAAUAUAUGCUUUCUUUUUCAAAACUAUUUCAAUCAAUAUCUUCAUCUAUUCCAUAUUAAAAAAAAUUGUGUAUUUAACGGUUUUUUUUUUU
Humulus lupulus (European hop) is the source of this 904-nucleotide messenger RNA. RefSeq names its product dehydration-responsive element-binding protein 1A-like. Gene Ontology annotation, biological process: regulation of DNA-templated transcription. The transcript has a single exon. Bases 77 to 718 code for a protein of 213 amino acids. Gene Ontology annotation, molecular function: DNA binding; DNA-binding transcription factor activity. The record is from RefSeq and is a predicted model, not a curated record. Lineage: Eukaryota; Viridiplantae; Streptophyta; Magnoliopsida; Rosales; Cannabaceae.